Messenger RNA from Astyanax mexicanus (Mexican tetra), 2465 nucleotides. RefSeq names its product transmembrane and ubiquitin-like domain containing 2 (gene tmub2). The coding region runs from base 107 to 1042 and encodes 311 amino acids. The record is from RefSeq and is a predicted model, not a curated record. The transcript has 3 exons. Gene Ontology annotation, molecular function: protein binding. Lineage: Eukaryota; Metazoa; Chordata; Actinopteri; Characiformes; Acestrorhamphidae.
ACGUCAGCGGGCAUGUUUGUUUAUGAGGCUGGCGGAGAGAGCGGCGGAGCGGCGCUGGAGCCCGAAUACCGUCAGCGCGAAGCCCCGAGUAUGAUCUGAUCACAGUAUGCUCAUUGUGUAUUUCAGAGGCAGCGAGGGUCCUGGGAUGGCGGUGUGUGCUCUGUCCAUGUUCGACGGGGUGGGUGACGAGGCCACGGCGGUGGGUGGCAUGGUCAUCCUAGUCCUGGCCCUCAUCUUGGCCUGGCUGUCCACCCACGUGGCUGACCGCGGAGACCACAUCCUGGGCACUAUUCUUACUGUGGGUGCCCACGCCUCCCUCAUCGGCCUGGGAGGCCACGACAGUUACGUGGGACCCUCCAGCAGUUCAGAGUCCGGCGAACAGCAGGAUGAGGAUCCAACGGAGGAGGACAAGCAAGAGGAAGAGGAGGCCGGAGAGGAAGGAGGGGAUGAAGGAGCAGGAGAGGAACUGCUGGACAUACAGGGAGGGAGGAAGAAAACGAGCCACGGGCGCUCAGAGGAUGAGGAGGAAGAGGACGAGGGGACGGAGGACGAAGAGGACGAGAGCUCCAACAUAACAGUGCGACUAAAAUUUCUGAAUGAUACGGAGGAGCUGGCGGUGCUGAGGCCACAAGAUACAGUAGGAGUGUUGAAAAGUAAGUAUUUCUCUGGGCGUGAGCGACAGAUCAAGUUGAUCUACCAGGGGCAGCUGCUGCAGGACCCUCGCCGCACACUGCUGUCCCUCAACAUCACCCACAACAGCGUCCUGCACUGCCACAUCUCUCAGACCCCGGCUCCGAGAGAGCCCAGCUCGGACGAGGCGGCCCGCCCCGGCACGGGCACGGGUCUGAGUGGGGGUCUGCGCUCGGCCGCUCGGGCCCUCAGCACCGGAAGCCUGGUGGUCCCUGUGUUCGUCGUGCUGCUCGCCGUGGUCUGGUACUUCCGCAUAAACUACCGGCAGCUCUUCACUGCGCCGGCCACCGUCUCCCUGGUGGGCGUCACCGUCUUCUUCAGCUUCCUCAUCUUCGGCAUGCACAGCCGGUGAGGCUGCGGGAAAACUAAAGCGUGAACGGACGGAAAUAAAGACAAGAGCAGAAAGGUGCCAAUUUGAUGGGACUGAAAUAUUAGAUACAUUUACUCAUUUAGAUGGGGAAAGAUGGAAGAGAGCAGCAGGAGAAGGAGUGUAACAGCAGACAAAGUACUCAGGGAGCCUUAAGGCUUCUGGUGCCAUUUAGUUGACUGGAAUGGUUUGUGUGUGUUAGUUAGAGAGAGAGAGAGAGAAAAGGAGAGAGAGAGUGUGUGUGUGUGUGUGUGUGUGUGUCAGAGGGAGAGAGAGCGAGAGAGAGUGUAUGUGUGUGUGCGUGUAUUAAUUUACUUGUUGGAGAGUAAUACUUAAAACUUACAACAUACUUGUAAUUAUGCUUUUGAAUUAUGUACCUUUAUUAUAAUUUAAUCUUAAAGUGAGGCCUAGUUUGUCCUCAGUUACACUAUGUGGAUAAAAGUCUUGGGACACCUGCUCAUUUAUUGUUUUCUCUGAAAUUAAGGGUAUUAAAAAAAGAGAGAGUUUAUCCUGCUUUUUUUUUUUUGUUUUUUGAGUGACUAGAAUUUGGAACAUGGUUGUAAGGAUUUGAUUGAUUUGCAUUUAAAAAUACAAAAGCAUUAGUUAAUUAAUUGACAGGGUGUUGAUCCCCCCCCUCUACAGGGGGCUUUAUACCCUGUAGCCCAUGUCUGGCUUUAGAUAUGGUGCCAAUACUUCCAUAUUUAUCUGCUACAGAUAAAGAGUCCUCCAGGGAGUCCUAUUCUAUUGGCAAUACUUCUACAAGGACUAGACAUGCUGUGUGUGUGUGUGUGUGUGUGUGUGUGUGUGUGUGUGUGUGUGUGCAUUUGCACAACUGUGUCAACAAUGGGUGCGACUUAAAGUAGUUAAAUGCAUUCAUUACGAGGGGGUGUAUAGUAGGGUGUCUGCUUAUUGCGUAUACUGGCCUUUUCACUGAUAUGGUGUUAGUGUCUAUUGUUGAAAUGGUCGGUUGGUCUUCAUGACUAGCUUCAUUUUUGCUGCACCUAAAGCAGACUAAUCUGCUCUGCCCAAAACAAUAAAUACAUCUACCAGCAUUGCCCUGCAAAAACCUUGCAUUUCCAUCCUUUUUUUGAAUUUUUUUCGCUUUUUGACACUGUGUCAAUAUGGCAAAUGUUUGUUUAAUUGUUUCAAAAAUUCAUGAGGAAUAAAAUUAUUUUGCAUUGACUUCCAUUGAAGGUUAAGAAAUGUAAUAUGUAAUCCUCUGAUGAAUCCUCUAAUCUGAAUCAGAUAUGGACGAAGCCUUCUGUCUGCACUCUGCACUAAUUCUGUCCAUACUGUGCAUGUUAACUGAAAGCUUAUAUGGAUACAGACAGUACUAAAGCAGCAGUACUACUGGAAAUUGACAAUUUACAUUCUGAACUGCCCUCCAGUGGAUGUAUUACUUAACAAC